AUGCAAAGUCUACAUCGACUUUACAUUGGUUGUGAAAUAGAGCACCCAAUGAAUUUGGAUGUUUCAAAGAAGUUCCGGGAGAUUUUCACACCCAAGGUUACGUUAUGGAAUGUCUAUCUCGUAUAUAUCUGGGCCUGGGGCUUUUUUUACACUUUAACACAAUUAUUAGGACAGCUUAAAGUGACACCAAAGUCAUUUAUUGACACAUUUAAAGAAGGUAACUAUGAAAGAAAUAUGGAUGCUUUAAAUGACUACUUUUGGGGACUUUGUAUUGCAUCAGUUGCUUCUUUUAGAUUAUCUGGAUUUUUUCCAGACACUGAAACAAUAUCAAAUGCCCAAGCGAACAAUGGAAAUAUUAAUGACGUACUAUUGAACAGGUUGAAAGCAUACCUACAAGAAGAAGUAGAACUGACAUAG
This is a messenger RNA of Paramuricea clavata, 417 nucleotides long. NCBI's taxonomy places the organism in Eukaryota, Metazoa, Cnidaria, Anthozoa, Malacalcyonacea, Plexauridae. The record is from the annotation of a GenBank genome assembly.